Tachyglossus aculeatus (Australian echidna) is the source of this 1420-nucleotide messenger RNA. It is a transcript of the gene SLC67A1, whose product is annotated as solute carrier family 22 member 18. The transcript has 11 exons. Gene Ontology annotation, molecular function: transmembrane transporter activity. Lineage: Eukaryota; Metazoa; Chordata; Mammalia; Monotremata; Tachyglossidae. Bases 122 to 1339 code for a protein of 405 amino acids. Gene Ontology annotation, biological process: transmembrane transport. The record is from RefSeq and is a predicted model, not a curated record.
CACAGAUAAUUUGCACACACUCCCUGGACUCCAGGAAGUUCCUGCUCCUAUCCUGAAAUUCCUUUUGUUUGGGAGAAAUUCUACCUGGACCCGCUGAAAGGGAAAGGGGCCGUGGAGAGAGAUGGCCGGGCUGAGCCGGUGCUCGGUCAUCCGAGUGACCUACUUGCUGACCGUCAUCCAGAUGACCUGCCUCUUCAUGCAGUUCUCCGUGCUUCUGUAUCUGGCGAACGACCUGGGUUUGGACUCCCUGGGCUUCGGGCUCCUGCAGACCACGUUCGGCCUUCUCCAGCUCCUGGGCAGCCCAGUCUUCGGCAGGUUGUGUGACCGUUGCGGGGCCCGCGCGGGGCUGACGUUGUCCUUUGCAGCGUCGUGUUGUCUGCUGGGGCUUCUGCUGUUGGGUCCAUCCUCCGGAGGCCUGCCUGCCCUCUUCCUCUCCCGCCUGCCCGCCCUCCUCCUCCAUCCCAUCCCAGGUGCCCAGAUGGUCGUCACCGACCUGACAAGCCCGGCCGAGCGUCCGGAUGCUCUGGGGAAGCUGGGCCUGGGCCUGGGCGUGGGCCUUAUCCUGGGCCCCUUGCUCGGGGGGAUCCUGAGCACGAAAUUUGGGAUUUAUUCUCCCAUCUACGUCGCCCUCGGGGCCAGCGUCCUCGGUGCCGCCAUCAGUGCCAGCUGCAUCCCUGCCAACACUAAGAUGGACGCCCAGGGCCGGACCACCCCAGGGGGUGGGGGCAGCGGGGGCGUGUUCAGCCUGAAGGAGACGUGGCGCCUGCUGACUCUACCCAGAGUCCUGCCCGUUUUCGCCGUCAAGGUGUUGUCCGGUUUCCCCGCAGGAAUCUUCCUGAUCAUGUUGUCCGUCAUCUCGGUGAACGUGUUUGGGCUGGAGGCUCGGCAGACUGGCUAUCUCAUGUCCUACUUUGGUGUUAUCCAGAUGGUCACCCAAGGCCUGGUCAUUGGCCGACUGACCAGUCGCUACUCGGAGAGCGCGCUCCUGCGGUUCAGCGUCCUGGUGCUCUGCGCGGUGGGACUAGCCAUGGCCCUGAUGACCACCAUCGUCCACUUCUGCCUCCUCGUGCCUCCUCUUCUCUUUGGGCUGGUGUCCGUGAACAUCCUGACGGACAGCAUCCUGACCAAGGCCGUGUCUCCCCUGGACACGGGGGCCAUGCUCGGACUCUGCGCCUGUGUCCAGCCCCUGAUGAGGACGGUGGGCCCCACGUUGGGCGGCUUCCUCUACCAGACUUUCGGGGUCUCGUCCCUGGGCUACCUGCAGUUCGUCAUCAACCUGGGCCUGACCCUCUUUCUCUGGGAUGGCUCUGCCCUCCGCGGGGUCGAGAAGCUGCAGUGACCCCUGACCACGGCGGGAACUGUCUGGACCGACGCGGGGCUGGGGGACGGGGCUCCCCUUUAAAUAAAAAUCUCAAAAAUC